Molecule: messenger RNA, 2289 nt
Organism: Mizuhopecten yessoensis (Yesso scallop)
Lineage: Eukaryota; Metazoa; Mollusca; Bivalvia; Pectinida; Pectinidae
Product: sodium- and chloride-dependent glycine transporter 1-like
Exons: 14
Coding region: 25-1980 (651 amino acids)
Biological process (GO): sodium ion transmembrane transport
Cellular component (GO): membrane
Molecular function (GO): L-amino acid transmembrane transporter activity
Source: RefSeq, a predicted model, not a curated record
UAUCACCUAGGUUUCGGGGUUUCUAUGUUGAUUGUAUGUAUUACUGAGAUGGAAAACAGACAGGGGGACCUAGAAAAUAUGCCACAGUUGGCAGAAGCAAGUAAACUGAAAUGGUCAUCGCGAAAGGAGUUUAUCAUCUCUCUCCUUGGUUACUCGUUAGGUCUAACAGACAUAUGGAGGGUACCGUACCUCACCUACAGGAACGGAGGUGGUGCUUUCCUAAUCCCUUAUAUUUUCUUCAUGUUGGUGUGUGGGAUUCCAUUAUACUUCCUAGAAAUAAUGAUGUCACAAUUUGCCGGAAAAGGAACGUGGCGCGUGUGGGAUUUCUGUCCCUUGUUUAGAGGUCUAGGAAUAACGUUUCUAAUCAUCAACUGGAUUGUGGCGACCUACAUCAUGCUGCAAAAACCUUGGAUCAUUGAGUAUAUUGUAGCUUCCUGUUCGACUGAGCUGCCCUGGACAUCAUGCGGCAACGAGUGGAACACUCAAAGCUGUGUCCAAUCUGGUCCUUCGAUCGAGUACUUGAUAAAGAAUGCCAGUUCUACCUACAACAACAGUACAGUACAGUCGACGUAUCCUACAACGGUGAAUUCGAUGACUUAUGGUGGAAAUAAUACAUCACUUUACAUGUCGUCGGUCGAGGAGUUCUGGAAUUACAAGAUCCUGGAUAUGUCUUCUGGCAUCGACGAUAUUGGCAGGCUGAACUGGAAAUACCUUCUGUACCUACUGGCGUGUCACGUGAUAAUCUGGCUAUCAUUGUUCAAGAGUGUCAAGUCUAUUGGCAAGAUGAUGUAUGUGACAGCAAUAUCUCCGAUGGUACUGACUUUUAUCAUCUGGAUUAGAGCUCUCACACUUCCGGGAGCCACGAAUGGAAUGGCGUAUUUCAUUACACCGGAUUUCAACCGCCUUGCUUAUCCAGAAGUGUGGAUAGAGGCGGCAUUCAUGGCGUUCUACACUUUGGGUCCCGCUUGGGGAGGACUGGCCAUGUUCGGAAGUCACAACAGAUUCUCAGACAACUGCUUCCGCGAUGCUGUAAUCAGUACCGUGAUAACGGUGUGUUACGGACUAUUUAAUGGACUGGUAAUCUUCUCUGUGAUUGGUGUUCUCGCCUACGAAAGUAAUGUACCUCUUGACAAGGUAAUUACAUCAGGUGGAUUUUCCCUGGGAUUUGUAGCCUACCCACAGGCUAUAACCUACUUCCCCUUGCCACAAGUAUGGGCCGUUUUGUUCUUUAUUGUCCUUUUUCUGCCAGGCAUGGAUUCUCAGACACUUUUGUUGGAGCCCGUACUUUGUGUGAUUGAAGAAAACUUCCCUAAAACAAUCGGAAGACGAAGACUCCCUCUUCUGACAGGAGUCACUGUGAUAACUUUUAUCUGUGGAAUACCCCUGGCCACACAGGCUGGUAUUUACAUGUUCCAACUUAUAGACUGGUAUGCUGCUACGUGGAGUAUUUUACUUAUAGCUGUUGCAGAGUCUAUCGUGUUUGCCUGGGUGUACGGUGGCGACAGACUGAGCAGGGACUUCAAGCUGAUGCUUGGAAGACCAUUACCUGUGUCUGUACGGGUCUCAACGGCCUUCAUUACACCAACUGUUCUCAUGUUUUUAGUCGUUGUGAGCAUAUUUACGUACAAACCCCCCUCCUACGGUACAUACGAGUAUCCGGACUACGCCCGCGGAAUCGGAUGGUGUUUUGCUAUCAUACCACUUGUUCCAAGUUUCAUUUAUAUGCUAUGGAUUGUCAAGAACCAGGAGGGCUCUCUGAAGGAGAGAUGCAUGUCCCUACUGAAACCUUCGGUCGAGUGGGAGCCUGCCGAGGAGAGCACCAAGCGCGUCUUUCGGAAUUUAGAACGAAGGUAUGAACGAUCGUUGAGGAGGCUUGCACUGUUUAAUUUGACGGGACGUGGAGGAUGUGACAAGUUCUCUACAGAAUAUGGAGGUGACAGUACCGAGAUGGACGCCAUCAAUGGAGACAAGCACGUGUAAUGUGAUAUCGCAAUUCCGUGGACACCAAAUAGACAUAACAACGUAAUUAUUUACAUAGACAAUUUGCGAUUUACGCUUUUAUGGUUUAUGAUUUUAUGACCUGAAUAUUUCAUAAGUCAACAUUACAACUAAUAAAGGUAUCCGUUGGAAUGCAUCUCUUUUUAAAACAUCAUGAUUUUACAAGUUAUUCCCUGCUUUUUAUUUAAUCUAUUGUAAACACACUAUAUGUAGCCCCUAAAAUAGAAUAAUUUUAACUGACUAUUACCAUUUUCCUGACCAUGAAAUAUUAAAUACUUUAUUCCAGGAAAC